Messenger RNA from Rubroshorea leprosula, 838 nucleotides. NCBI's taxonomy places the organism in Eukaryota, Viridiplantae, Streptophyta, Magnoliopsida, Malvales, Dipterocarpaceae. The record is from the annotation of a GenBank genome assembly.
CUUUCGUCACCAUUUCAUUUGAUUUGCUUUUAUCUCAACUUGUUUCCUUCGUUUUCUCUGUUCAAUCCUUCUUUCUAUCAUCUUCUGCGGCUACUCUCUGCACCUCAUCUCACAUCCCUUUACACAAAUCACCUCAUCCAUACAAGAUUCUCUUUCCUCACCCUUUCACAUUUGAUUUGAUUUUAUCCAACUUGUUCCUUCCACUGUUUGCCUGAUCAGUCCUUCUUCCCCAACUCCCUGCACCUCAUUUCGCUUCCCUUUACUCAAAAUCAGCUUAUUUCCACCAUUCUCCCCCUUUGUUUGAUAUCCUCAUCUGACUCAUUAGCUUCAUUUGUUUCUCGUCUCUUUAUUCUUGUUUGGCACCUAUUUAUUUCUCUAAACUCCCAAAAAAAAAAAAAAAUGGCCGAGGCUUGUAUUUGUGCGGUUUGUCAGAAUGCUGCUGGAGAUGUUGUUGGGAACUUGUUUAGUAAAAUUCUUUCUCUUGUAUCAGAUCCAAUCACUCUUGUGCUCAAGUGCAACAACAAUGUGGACAAUCUGAAGCAACAAGCUGAUGAGUUGAAGCUUAGAAAAGGGACUGCAGAUGACGAUGUUGAUGUUGUUCGCAGAGGAGGGAAAGAAAUCACACAAGAGCUCAAGAAUUGGUUGACUAGUGCCGACAGUCUCAUUGAAUUUGCGGACAAUUUAGCAGCUGAUGCGGAAGAAAAUGCCAAGAAGAAGUGUUUCUUUGGGCUGUGUCUCAAUCCCAUAUCUCGUUACCGACUCAGCAAAAAAGCCAAGGAGAAAUCAGAGGCUAUUGUUGAUCUUGUGGGAAAACCUUGUGUACUUAACCUCCCCAGUU